ACAAGUUUUAACCUAUUUUACCUAUUUCCUAGAUGGCACGAUUAACAAGCAAAGAGAAGACUGCUCGUCAUAGACAGAAAGUCAACUCCGACCCUGCAGCAAGAGCAGAGUAUCUUGCAAGGAAAAGAGAGAGCUACCAAAAAAGAAAGCAUGAGGGGGAAGAUUCCAUAUGUGAAGUCAGAUGAGUUAUCAGAGAGGGAGAGGAAUAAUCUGAGAAACAAGUGGAAGGCUGCAUCCAGAGGAUACAGGGAGAGAAGAAAGAUGGAGAAGGCAAUGUUGGACCUGACACCUCAAUCCAUAGAGAACACUCUGCCAGAUCCAGCAGGUGUAGAAGGAGUGGAGGGGCAGCAAGAGAGUCCAGGGGGGUGUGUGGUGGUGGAUGCUCCACCUCAAAAUGAGGAUUUCCAUCCACAGAUGUCCUCCACACCAGAGAGAAAAGAUAGAGAAAAGAAAGCUGAGAAACGUUGUAAACGACUGCAGGCUGAGAAGCAUGAAUUAAGAAAGCUAAACAUAAAUCUGAGGAAACAACUUGCAAAGAUGAGAAAAGAAAAGGAAAGGGCCAGAAAAGGUGAGACGAGGGCAAAAGAACGGUUAAGCCACAGUGAGAGGCUCAAGCCAAAAGGGGGGAAGAAACUGGCAAAAGAGAGAAAGCUGGCUGUUGUUAGUUUUCUGACUAGAGAUGAGAAUAGUCGACUUUUACCAGGGAAAAAAGAUACCAUCACAAAAAACAAAAUAAAAGAACAGCGAAGAAUUCUCACAAAGCCACUCACAGAGCUCCAUGGGCUGUACAAUAGUGAAAUGAAGAAGAGCCUCCACCUAUCUUACAGGCAGUUUGCUAGAAGACGCCCCUUCUAUGUCACUGAGCCAAAAGCCAAUAGGGAUGGGACGAUACACUUAAACUCACGAUACGAUGCACCUCGAUAUGCCAGGGUCAAGAUACGAUACGAUAUCAAAAAAGAAAAAAAAAAGAAGAAAAUAUUACUGUAUAACAACAACUUAUUUAUUUUUGUUUCAGCUGCACACAGGGAAACACAAGGCCUAACUGGCCAAACACAAACAAGAACACUCCCUUAGUGCUGCUCUAAUCCAAGGUUAA
Megalobrama amblycephala (Wuchang bream) is the source of this 1096-nucleotide messenger RNA. RefSeq lists its product as uncharacterized. The record is from RefSeq and is a predicted model, not a curated record. The coding region runs from base 151 to 1074 and encodes 307 amino acids. NCBI's taxonomy places the organism in Eukaryota, Metazoa, Chordata, Actinopteri, Cypriniformes, Xenocyprididae. The transcript has 2 exons.